Messenger RNA from Angiostrongylus costaricensis, 675 nucleotides. Lineage: Eukaryota; Metazoa; Nematoda; Chromadorea; Rhabditida; Metastrongylidae. The record is from the annotation of a GenBank genome assembly.
AUGGUCAACGGAAGCCAACAUGCAGAUCAAUUUAUCUUUCGAGAAAGGCGAGAAGUUUGUUCAAGUUUCACUUUCGAAGAAAGUCCAGAUUGUCCAGUUGGGUCUCCUGGCCCAGCAGGUGAUACAGGUGUACCCGGUCUGAACGGUCUGGAUGGACUACCGGGAGCACGAGGUCAGAAUGGAAAACUUAUCAACCAAUAUAUUGCGGAAGGAUGUUUUGUAUGUCCUAGAGGGCUACGAGGGCCUCAUGGAGUCGAUGGACCGGUUGGUGACUUGGGAAGAAAUGGAUGGAAAGGACGACCGGGUGCUCCAGGAAAAAAUGGAGACAUGGGUCCACGUGGUUCACGGGGAGAACCAGGAGCAAAAGGAACCAUAGGUGAACCUGGAUGGCAGGGCGUGGCUGGACGUAGUGGAUUCCACGGAAAAGGUGCACCUGGUCCACGAGGCCAAGUAGGACAAGGAGGACCAAGCGGUUUCUCAGGAGUUAGCGGCCAUUAUGGACGUCCUGGACGACCAGGAGCACCAGGAGCCGUGGGAGCUGCUGGAAUGGGCGGUUUUAAAGGCCAGGAUGGUACACCAGGUCUUCGGGGUCUUCCAGGAUCUCCAGGAAAUGAUGCCAUUUAUUGUCCAUGCCCAAUCCGAUCCCAUGUUCUGACAAACGUGUUUCUGUCUUAG